AUGUCUUCCACCAUCUUUAACCCUUCUAUGCUGACUGCGUCUCCUUCUCCCUCUCCCUCGCCUGAACCUGAGGAGCGCCCGCUAGAGGGUGGCAAUGCGUCUGUCGAUGACACCACUCUCGAUGAUGCGGCUCCGAAGGAGCCUGAGGAGUCCGAGUCCGACCGGGUGGAACACUCUUGGGCCGCCAUGCUCAACACCAUGCGCGUCUGCAUGGACACUGCUCCUCCCUCCAAGCCGGAGCUCUUGGAGGAGCAGGAAUCUUGGCUUCGCGACUGGAAUGUCCCAAUGUCCGAUAUGACGGUCGUGUAUGAGCGGGCGUGUGCAGCUUCGCUGCAUGUGUCCCUUAACGACGUGGACGCGGUAACAUUAGCUGAGGGCAGGAUUGCCGCUAAGAUGCUGAUGAGAGUUGUGAAGGCCUGGAAGGAAAAGGCGGAAGAAUCUGUGGUGACCGUGCACCCGGCGCGCGCCGACAAGGGAAAGGUGAAGGAGGUUGUUGUGGUGGGGGAGAAGACGGUUGAGAAGGCGGCUGAGCUUGUGUUGACUGAUAUGGGGCGACUGCAUUUGGGUGGGCGGAUGACUGCAACCUCAGUCAAUCGCCCCGCCGAGCAUUGUGAACGCUGCACCGCUUCUGGCGCCAAGUGCGUCGUCAUUUACGUGGGCGGGCGUUGUGAAGCAUGCAUCAAAGCGCGGAAGGUGUGCUCUUUUGUCGCAACCAAGAACAAGGGUCGCGCGCCGGCUGCGCCCAAGCGCAAGGCGCCUCCCUCUGUGCAGACAACUGCACCAGACAUGGCUGAGUCGGAAGUGGAGAUUGUGGGUGAGGCUACAGCCGAUGAACCUGCUGUUGGUCCUUCCAAAGCCAUCGUUGUGCAGCAACCAAAGCGCGCGCUCGACUCAGAUGCUGCUCCUGUGGUGAAGUGCCCUCGUCUGGAGGCCGACCUGGAGUUGGAAGAAGCGCGUGUGGAAGCCGUUCAUCUUCGCGACGAGAAUGCUAAGCUCCGCGUGCAAAACGAUCAGUACCGCCUUGCGCUUAUCAACAUGCGCCAGCACACGCGCAUCCAGGAGUCCAAGUUGCUCUACAUGAGCAACUGGCUCUAUAUCUUGGCGUGCGACUGGGGGAAUUGGGAGAAGGAGCUUGGGGAGGUCCUAGAGGAUUAG
Suillus discolor is the source of this 1155-nucleotide messenger RNA. RefSeq lists its product as uncharacterized. Lineage: Eukaryota; Fungi; Basidiomycota; Agaricomycetes; Boletales; Suillaceae. The record is from RefSeq and is a predicted model, not a curated record. The coding region runs from base 1 to 1155 and encodes 384 amino acids. The transcript has 4 exons.